This is a messenger RNA of Dermacentor andersoni, 4004 nucleotides long. RefSeq lists its product as uncharacterized. The record is from RefSeq and is a predicted model, not a curated record. NCBI's taxonomy places the organism in Eukaryota, Metazoa, Arthropoda, Arachnida, Ixodida, Ixodidae. Gene Ontology annotation, molecular function: RNA binding.
AGACGAAACAUUCGCUCAUGGCGACAGAGUUGCUAGCCACGUGGGGAAAGUUCUGCGGGCGCAUCGGCGUGCUAAGGCAUCUGUAAGAGCCCAAAGUCACACGGAGAUACCUCGCCUGUCGUCGUCGUUGCGGCCCAGCGUGAUCCUUUCCUUCCUGUGUUGAUUGCGACAUGUGGAGCUGAUAGCAGAACCAGAGUGUGGACUUUUCUAAUGGCUUUACACAAACUUAUUAACCGUAGCCAACAUCAAGAUACUGGCAGUUUAAACGGACGUGGUGUACAGCUCAUGCCGCGGCCACUGGUUGACAACCUUUGGAGCGGGCCCGCGAGGCCAGUCCAUGGCCGGUCUGGGGCCGAGGGCGGCUGCUGUCACGCUUCCGGCAGCCGCGGCUCUCGCUCUUCUGCUCUCCUUCUUCCUGCUCAAGAGACGCCGCUCCCGGUCUUCUAACUCUGAGUGCCGCUCCCUCUCUGAAACCACAGCGUGCCUCCUUGGUAGCGACGACCAGGAGGACGACGACGAGGAGCAGGACGACGUCGCCGGUCGCCACAGUCCCCUUGCGAUCAGCAGCAGAAGCGACCAGGUGCUGAGGUCUCCGCCGGAACCUCCCAGUCCCCCGCCCGUCGCCGAGUCGCCCCCCGACAUGCGACUCCGGGACGGCAGCAAAGUGGGUGACGCGAAGCUCAAGGGCCCCCGUUGUGCUCCCGCGAUGGCCGCGACGACGACAAAGACUGGCGGUGGCUCGACGAAACCGCCGUGCUCGAACAGCGGCAGCAAGGCGUCCGGAUGCAAUGCCGCGGCAUCCCAGCCAGCGCGGCGGCAGCAACAGCAGAACAGCGUCGAUGUGGUUGUCUCCGCCGCAUCGACGGCGACAGUGCGCGAGCAGCCGAGUUCGCCCCCGUGUGCAGUGCUGACCGUGGAAAUCCCCGAGCAGCAGACGGCGGUCCAGAGGCCGGAGCACGGGUCGGCGGUGGUUGGUCGGGACGCGUUGUGUGGGGCUAGUCCCAGCGGGUCGGUGGACUCGCUGCUCGGCCAGUCGUCGCCGUCGCCGCCGAGCUCGACAGUGUCGCCGGUGCGCCGCGAGAGCGGCUCGGAGCCCAACUCGUCGCUCGCUCAGGACGUGGCCGCGCUGUCGCUGGCCGAGCAGCCCGCGGAUGGCGCCGCGAACUCGACGACGCAGAGGGAGGUGGCGGCCGACGUGAUCGCGAGCGCAGUUGCGACGACGACGACGACCGCGGCGCCGUCCGCGCCGCCUGCUGAGCCUGCAACGCGGCAGGACGACGACGGCGCGUCCUCGCCCGGCGCCGUGCAAAACGAGGAGUCUGUAUCCGAAGACAAGAGCCAAGCACAAGCACUGUCCUUCUCCGACGCACACAGUGAGGGCUCCAGUGACAGUGGCAAAGGCGGCAGUGAUAUCCAUGGUGGCAGUGAAGCGGCUGGUGGUGCUGGGAACCUCUCUCCUGAGGAGGAGCUGUCACGCACGUACGAGUUUGAGCUGCCGAGGGAACUGUGCGGUCGAUUUAUCGGCCAGGGUGGGCGUAACGUGACAGCCAUCAAGUCUCGCUCCAACACCCGCAUAUAUGUGCAGCAACAUCCCUUCUCCUCCAAGCUGAAGAUUUGCUCUAUUCAAGGCACGACAGAGGAGAUCCGCACAGCGCUCGAGCUCAUAAGGAAAAAGUUCCCCCCGCAUGCGUAUCCGAACUUGACGCUGGUCCAGGUGAAUGCUGAGCCCAUGCACUACCCAGGCACAAUCACGCUGCCAGAGACUUUACAGCUGCGCUUGCCAGAUGCUGUGACCUGUGAUGUGGUGCUGACGAGCCUGGUGACAGCGGGCCAUUUCUUCCUCCAGCAGCCAACACACCCGACGUAUCCGUCGCUAGCACGGCUAGACCAGUGUAUGCUAGCGUGCUAUGGCCAGGGCCUGGACACUCCGCCUCUUCCCCAUCCAGUCGAAGCGGGCAUAAUCUGCGCAGCCCAGGUGUGCGGCGGCUGGUUCCGUGCGCUGGUAGUGGGGCCCUCGGACGAGAACGAAGAGUGUGACAUCAAGUUCCUUGACUACGGUGGCUACAUGACCCUGUCAACGUCACUGCUGCGCCAGAUCAGGAGUGACUUCAUGAUGCUGCCCUUCCAGGCAUCCGAGUGCUACCUCGCCAAUGUGCAACCAGUUGAAGAUGACAACGUGUGGUCAGCUGAGGCAUGCGCCACGUUUGAAGACCUGGCACAGGGCCAGAUCCUGCAGGCACUAAUUGUGGGCUACGCCGACAACGGUAUUCCCCUUGUGCACCUGUACCGUGUCCAGGGCGUCUCAAGUGUGUUCAUCAACCGGGAGCUGGUCAACCGCGGUGUGGCCCGGUGGCUGGAACAUCCCCUCUGACCGCACACUGUCCGGGCCCCGGAACUUGCUGCUUGCUACCAGCAGCACCAUUGCCGGGGGCUCCGCGGACCAUGGGGGGCUGCUUGCUCAUUGCCAUCACUGCCUCGGGCGCAGUAUCGAACCACACGUGGUCAGUCGUGCCACUUGGCGUGCCACCACGCUAGUGGCCACACGCCAGACAUCAAACUGCACGAGGCGUCAGUCAAUGCAGUGUCACCUUCACCCCUGCACUACGAAUCGGCCUUCAUUAAGCAUCACCAGUCAUCCGACACAGUGUCUCAUUGGUCACCACUGCAUUUCGCAACAGCUCGCGCCACACAGUCGUGCUACGCAGUGCGCCACGAGGCGCACGGCUGUGGCCAACGCAGUGGGCCCCGCCCCUCCUCUAAACAACAGAUCGCCACGGUGCUCAACUCUUCACAUCGUGGACACUGCAACUCUCGGCCUGCAAGUACUAGUAAUCAUCGAAACCAGUCGGUUUGUAGGCAGUUGUGCCCGCCACCCUUCCACGGGGGGCCACCCAGCAGUCAGCGUGGUGUGCACGGUAGACUCGAUCCUCCCCACAGAAUGGGUUCCGGGAACCCCGCAAACGACAUGCAGAGUCAGAAUUUAGCCUCACAUAAGUCGUCGAGCAUACCCAGAGUCAGGCAGCCAGGGACUUCCAAUUCUUCAGCCUAUUCUACACCACGGUUGUACACUCACCGGCCAUUUUUUCUGACAGACCAGCCAAACUUUGGGAGUUACGGCAGUCAGCAGCUCUCCUGCCCUGUGCCUGCUGCAAGGUCUAGGCUUCUUCUACCACCAUCGGGGCGUACAUGGCUCUGACCUUGUGCGCUGGCCAGUUUCAAUUCCUUCUGUGAAGUGGAAUGUAAAGGCUGUGAAGCCCCGCUCCAAUGCAUGUCACCAGCCCAUUCUUGGGGAAAAUGCUCACAGUGGCCCUAUAGCCUUGCUCCAGGGUUGGUGUUUGUUUCUUUGUUUAUUCUUUUUUCCAGUUAGCUGCAGGCACGCUGUGGAAGCGGCAAGUCCUUGCAAUGGGUAGGGGUGGCCAUGGCUCCUGUCUUCUUAUGUUUAGGUGGAAGCACAGCUCUUGCUCUCAACCGCAUCUCAGGCAGCGUGCGUGGCCCAGGCAGGGCGGCACAGAGGCAGCAGAAGAGCAGGUCCUCCACUCUCUGGGCCCCAAUUAUGCAUACCAUUUCGUUUCACUGUAAAUACUAUUACCGCGGGGAUCAAGCCCAGGCUGGGAAAAUGCACACCGAUCGACCAGUUAGUGUGUAGUGUCUGCUGCUUUAGCGCACCAGUUGCAAUUUUUAUGCCACAGCAUCUUGAGCGGAGAUGGCAGGUUUUUGCUUUUCUUCCGGGGAAGUUAUGUGGGAUCAGUCACAUUGUUGCCUGUACAUAGAGUUCUGCGUGUGUGUGCGAAUGUCCAGAACAAGCUCUGUCCUCACUCCUUCCAUGUCUCCCUUCCCCAUUCUCUUCGUCUCUCCUUUGUACGUGUAAACCGACUGUUGGCCUACAUGGAUUUUGUUUUGCAAAGUGCUGCAGCCAAUGCAUCAAUGGAACCUGCUUUGACAGAUUGUGCAGUUAUUUAAAAGUUUAAGAAGUUGGAUAAUUAAUAAAGAGUUGUUUUCUCGUU